GUCGAAUACUAUGUUCGGUAGAAGAAUUGGGAUCCUGCCCACCAGGAAUGGGUCCCUAUGUCAUGUCUGAAAUCCGCGAACGACCUCCGCCUGGAUUACGAUGAGCGCUUUCCUCCAACUCCCAGAGGAAUUCAAGAAAAUCGAACGAGCGACACGCAAAUGGGCCAAAAAGACUGAGAAGGUAAUGCGCAAUCCAGUCCGGCAGCCUGCGAGGAGACCGAGAGCGGUGUCAACUCUCCCAGGAAGCUCCUCAUCAGAUUCAGACACCAACGAGGUCAUACCCACCCGGCAAAACACCAGGUUGGCUGACAGAUUAAAUCAACGAGGAAUUCGUACGACCAACAAUGAGCCCCCAAAUGACCGGGUACCAUCAACAGGUCCAGAUCAGGAAAUACAUCAUGAACAACCACCGGCGGACGACCGCGAUGGCCGGGAAAAUCCGACACUACUAGGUGGCCAACAUUCCACGGCAGUACGGAACCCGGACGACAAUCCGAACGGCCGGCAAACUCGGACCCGUCGCACCCAGGCAAACCCGACGAUGGAAACACCCCCGUCGCGUCGAGACUCUGAGGAUCUCUCGGACAACUCCUCACACAGCCUGGCAAACUCAAUGAACGAAGCAUCCCCGCCACAUCCCAACUCUGGAAUCCAUAGCUGCGCGAAAUGCGCAAGUUCCUACACAAAACCGACAGUUCUCAACAACCAGAAGAAGAGACGCCCGCACCCUACCAGCGAUCACAGUACGGACGAAUACCUGGCCAGGACCGUUGGUGGUUUCGUGGAUGAAUCAUGACGAGGCAGACCCUCCGCAACCAUUCCGAACCCACUCACCGGAAGUCGCAGCCACACUGAUGGACACCCAGCCCCAGGACAAUAAGUCGAAGGACAAUAGCGUCUAGCGGUGUAAGUGUCGGUAGUGUGGCUGAUAGGGGCGUGGCGGAGGGUUUUGUGGUUAGCGUACAUGGGGCGGAGGUGUGAGUAGGAGAGGCAGAAAUCGGUUUUGCGGAAGAUGGGGGUGGGCUUGGAGCGGUGGGGGA
Molecule: messenger RNA, 1040 nt
Organism: Trematosphaeria pertusa
Lineage: Eukaryota; Fungi; Ascomycota; Dothideomycetes; Pleosporales; Trematosphaeriaceae
Exons: 1
Coding region: 101-796 (231 amino acids)
Source: RefSeq, a predicted model, not a curated record